This is a messenger RNA of Gloeophyllum trabeum ATCC 11539, 1155 nucleotides long. RefSeq lists its product as uncharacterized. The transcript is spliced from 2 exons. The coding region runs from base 1 to 1155 and encodes 384 amino acids. The record is from RefSeq and is a predicted model, not a curated record. Lineage: Eukaryota; Fungi; Basidiomycota; Agaricomycetes; Gloeophyllales; Gloeophyllaceae.
AUGCCCAACAUGAUCUGCAAGCUCGACGUCCCCCCGCGCUUUUGUUCGAAGAUCCCCGUUGAACUGUACCAGUUUCUCGUGGAAUGUCUCGCCACACCCGUCCCCCACCAGACGACGCUUGCGCGGCUAUGCCGAGUGAACAAGGCAUUCAGGGCGGAGGCAGAACGGGUACUGUACCGCAAUGUCCGAUGUCUCUCAGCCGAGAGCGUCUCCUCGUUCUGCCGCUCGGUGGAGAAGACGAAGGACAGACUGUCGUCUAAAGUGAAAUCGAUUCACCUCACCACCACCGCCAAAUUCCGAAAUGCGCACGGGCUGGAUAACAUACUGGAAGUGCUGGAACGUCUAACGGGACUGAGGGAAGUGUCCUGGGACGACUCGGAAUUCCAUCACCUCGACUACGCACAGAAUCUGCCCGGACCAUUGCACGUCCUCAUCCAAUGCUGCCCAACUCUCGAUUUGCACAGCCUUACGUGCAAUUUUCUGGUCGACCGACGGAUAUUCACUUUCCUUCAGAGCCAGCCAAACCUACACGAGUUUCAGUGCAGAAGUUACCUUUCGUGGAACCCGUACGAACAGGGUUGCCUCCCCGACGGCUUCCUCGCCAACCUGACGACACUGCACGCGCCGGCAUCCUUCGUUGCAAUGCUCCGGGGAGCGACGUUGAAUAUUGCGACGUUAGCCCUGAGUGCCAGCAUGGAUAACGAUAUUGAGGAGCGGGCACUGCUAAACAUGCUCGGCGCCCUCUGCCCGUCGUUGAUCAACCUCAGACUGUACGGCAAUUGGCAAUGCAGCAUGCUCCAAGUGAUGGAAAUCGUCGCGGAGCGCGUCCUCGGCCUGAAGACGUGGGUUUUCCAGGGCCUCGAUCCAGAAAAGCCCAAGAUUUCUGAGCUGUGGGGCAUCGUGACGCGCUUCCGGUCGCUGGAGACGUUGGUCAUGCCCCCGUUCACCUGGUCGCAGGCGUUCUGCAUGCACGUCACGGACGGGCUUGUGACCUCGUGCCCGACGCUCAACCGUGUCGCGUACUACGAUCUCAACAAGCGUUCCUGCUGUUUUGUGCGCUGCGAGCCCGCCGCGCGCUUGAAGGUCUCUGAGGAAGACAAUUUCGCCCUGGAGCCUUCCCUAUUCGACUCGAUGCAGCCUGCGUCUAGCGGAUGA